AUGCAACCCCGCCACCGCCUCGAGCGCCGCCUAAUUUUCAAAGCCAACCGCAAAGCAACUCGCAUCAACACGCGGCUGGGCGGCGGCAGUCAAGAUGUCCAAGGCGGCGAGAUCCAGCGACUAUUUAAAAUGCUGAAUGGAUCUACGUAUUAUGUCAGGGUGGUUGGGGUUGUGAAUGAAGCCGAUUUUGGUGCUAAGGCAGUAGAUGAGAAGGAGGAUGGGUAUGAUUAUGAGUCGCAGUUUUGGAGGAUGGAGUGGAGGGAUAUUCCUGAAGCUGGGACGAGGUCGGGUGUUACUUCGAGGCUGAUGGUAAACGCUGUUCUGCCUCAGGGGGAUAUCAUCAGUGUCAUGGAGACGUGGGGGUACACAUUCGUCAAUGAGUAUGUUAUCGAGGGCGAUGUGUUUAUCUACAAUGAUACAACCAUCUUCUUACACCGAGUCCUCAACUACCCAGAAGAUCCGCAAGAUGCGCCGUCACCACGGACGACACUUCCACCUCUGAAGGACUUUACUCUAUUAGAUCCAAGUGGGAGCUAUCUUUUACAAGCGUCAAUCAGUGUGCAGGACGGUGCUAGUCCUGAAUCGGCCACGCAACGCCUUUACGGACUGAGGGAUCAGCUGAGAACUGCUGUUAAGCUGGAACAGGCUGAUCGGUUGUCUUUGGAUACGAGAGUCAAAUAG
Talaromyces amestolkiae is the source of this 681-nucleotide messenger RNA. RefSeq lists its product as uncharacterized. Gene Ontology annotation, biological process: termination of RNA polymerase II transcription; regulation of transcription by RNA polymerase II. Bases 1 to 681 code for a protein of 226 amino acids. Gene Ontology annotation, molecular function: transcription coregulator activity. The record is from RefSeq and is a predicted model, not a curated record. The transcript has 2 exons. Gene Ontology annotation, cellular component: core mediator complex; mediator complex. NCBI's taxonomy places the organism in Eukaryota, Fungi, Ascomycota, Eurotiomycetes, Eurotiales, Trichocomaceae.